This is a messenger RNA of Dracunculus medinensis (Guinea worm), 348 nucleotides long. NCBI's taxonomy places the organism in Eukaryota, Metazoa, Nematoda, Chromadorea, Rhabditida, Dracunculidae. The record is from the annotation of a GenBank genome assembly.
AUGGAAAAUGUGGCAAAGAGCAGUUGGUCAAAUGAUUUUGAUGAUUUUACCCAAAGCCAUUUGGAAGAGAUACGUGAUGCCUUCAAUAUAUUCGACCGUGACGGCGAUGGUCGAAUUACUACCGACGAACUUAGUACUGUUAUGGCUUCACUUGGUCAACGGCCGACUAAAAGCGAACUAAAAAAUAUGAUCAGCGAAUUUGAUGAAGACGGUUUCCUUUUUUAUUUAUUUCUUCCCUUAGCAUACCUUUGCAUUCAAUUCAGCUAUUCAUUUUUUUUAUUCUUUAUUGCUUUUAUUUUCCAUUGUUCCUUUCGGUGUCACGCCUUCCUAUAUGUAUGCAUCGCAUGA